CUAGCUUUGUGAUCAUUGCUACGGGAGAGCGCUCAGGUGUCCUUUGCUCUCGGUGUAGGGUGCGAAGGCUUCUUUGGCCUAGCCGCGUAACGUAAUUCUAAUUCUUGUUGAAGACUGAGGAAAGAUUGUCUUCAAUGGCCGCGUCCGAUCGUCUUGCCUGGCUUGCGCCAGUUGUGUUGAUGGUAUUGUAUGUAUCGCUGGUCUCGGGGCCUUUUGUUGCGUUUGCGGCUCCUCAAUCCCGGAGCAGAGACAGUGCCGCGGAUCUCGAGCCUUGCACGGCGAGUAACUGCAAACUGCCGACUUGCUUCUGCUCCGGAACUACACCACCGGGUGGGCUCGCACCGGCCAACAGCCCUCAGAUUGUGAUGCUAACGUUUGAUGACAAUGUAAACACACAGGUGUACGACUUCCAGAAGCAGAUCCUCUCCGGACAGUACAAGAACCCGAACGGCUGCCCGAUGACGGCCACGUUUUUCGUGUGCCACGAGUACACGGAUUACUACACCGUGGAGUAUCUGUACACGCAGCGCAACGAGAUAGCCGACCAUACCAUCACGCAUCGCACGCCCACAACCUGGUGGGCCAAUGCCACCGUGGAUGAGUGGCGCGGUGAGAUAGCCGGCAUGAAGACCAUCCUGGAGAUGUUUGCCAACAUUCCGGCUGCAAACAUCACCGGAUUCCGUGCACCGUAUCUUCAGGCGGGCGGUGAUCGACAAUUCAGCGUGUUGAAAGAGCAGAGUUUCGUGUAUGACUCUACGAUGCCGACGUGCAAGUACGUCGACCCGCCUAUGUACCCCUAUACGCUGGACUAUGCGCGCACCGAGGAGUGCAUGAUACCACCGUGUCCCACCCAGUCGUACCCGGGCAUGUGGGAAGUACCCCUGGUUGGCCUGGAGUCGGACCGCACAGGCCAGUGCUACUCCAUGGUGGACGCCUUCACGCCAACCAGCGUGGACGACGCUUACCAAUUCCUGCGGGCCAACUUUGACCGUCACUACAAGAGCAAUCGUGCGCCGUACGGCAUCUUCAUGCACGCCGCCUGGUUCCUGCAGCACCCGAACGAGGCGUUUCCCGCCGUCGAGAAGCUGAUCGGCGAGCUGGCCGCCAUGGACGAUGUCUGGCUGGUCAGCGUGGCGCAGAUGCUGGACUGGAUGCGCAGUCCGCAGGCACUGACCUCAGUCAAGGACUUUGCCCCGUUCCAGUGCACGGCACCAGUGAUGCCGCCGGUGUGCGCCGAGUCCGCCGCUUACAACUGCCACUUCACGGACAUGAACGGUGACGGUGGUGACGGUGCUGGUGGUGGUGGCGAGGGCGGCGCACUCUGUGCGGAGUACACUGGCGAACGGCGUCCGCUGCAAGCACUGCCGUCGCUGUGCAAGACCGACAUGGAGCACUACAUGAGAACGUGUUCGCCGUGUCCCGCACACUACCCCUGGUACGGCAACCCAACUGGAAAGUAAGGGCAUUUGACAACGACAAUAAUGACGACAACGACUCCAACAGUGGCCCCUUUGUGUCAGCAUGGGGUUUCUGUUCAAGGACCACAUAACAUAUUAAGGCACCCUCGCUUGAAGGUAUUAUCAUGGAGGUGGAAGCCGACCCAAAAGGGUGGUUUUAUAGACUUGUCCGGGCAAUCUGGUGAUAUUUUCCGUCCUGUUGUUGCGUGAUCGACUGAAGUUCUGGUACAGGCUUUCCUGAAAUUUCAUUCUUGUACCUGCCUACAAUGCAGUAAACAUAUCCGAGAUACAUGACAUUCCCUUUGUUCCCUUUACUCCCCCCCCCCCUGGGUUUCAAGAAAUAUGAAGUUUUAGUCUUCUCUUUGACUCCCAUGCUGUUACCAAAAUCUACAAUAACGUUAGCUAUCAUUGUAAAACGGCGAGUGUUCACCUGUUGGCAGA
Molecule: messenger RNA, 1898 nt
Organism: Sycon ciliatum
Lineage: Eukaryota; Metazoa; Porifera; Calcarea; Leucosolenida; Sycettidae
Product: chitin deacetylase 7-like
Exons: 1
Coding region: 135-1460 (441 amino acids)
Biological process (GO): carbohydrate metabolic process
Molecular function (GO): hydrolase activity, acting on carbon-nitrogen (but not peptide) bonds
Source: RefSeq, a predicted model, not a curated record